Molecule: messenger RNA, 2691 nt
Organism: Nomia melanderi (Alkali bee)
Lineage: Eukaryota; Metazoa; Arthropoda; Insecta; Hymenoptera; Halictidae
Product: lysophosphatidylserine lipase ABHD12
Biological process (GO): phosphatidylserine catabolic process; monoacylglycerol catabolic process
Cellular component (GO): endoplasmic reticulum membrane
Molecular function (GO): monoacylglycerol lipase activity; phosphatidylcholine lysophospholipase A1 activity
Source: RefSeq, a predicted model, not a curated record
UCGUAUAUAUGCAAUUCACAUACGAACUAUACUCUGAUAAACCUACAAUACAAUUUGCAAUCUACAAUUUAAAAGACUCUAAAUAUUUUUAAAUUGGUUGUUAUAAAUACAGAAGCAUAUAAACUUAUAGAAAAUAGCAUAAUUUAUUGCAUCCCUAUUUACGGCAAGUUCAAGUCAAUGUAAAGUGAAAUCGUUAGAUAUAUGUAGUCAUGAGAACGUCCCUAUAAUAUUACUUAAGUACCUACUUACGGAUGAAUGGCAUAAGAAAUACGAAUAAACAUUUGUUAUUUGAAUAAUAUUUUAAAUCAAAUUUUUUAAGUUUAAAAGCUUUAUCAUUAUUUAAAAUAAAAUGUGUGUCAGUUAAAGUAUUUUACUCUAUAUGUUUGACAUUUGAUUGAAAUCAAAGUGUACUUAUAUAAAUUGGUGUCUCCAUUCUUUGUUCAGAGGGAUACUGUCUUCUCUGUAAACAUUAUUAAAUUGCUAUUAUUAUGGUAUAUUGGCUACCAAAGAAACGUUUCAAAAAAAGUAAUUCCUUCAAACAACUUCUACGUAACUAAAUUACCUUAAAAGGAGGAAUUAAAAAGGUGCCUUAAAUUUGGUAGCUACUAACAAAUAUGCAGGCUACUUACCUACUAUUAGCAGCACUGACGCCAUUCAUCGUUUUUGAUAUUUGGUAUACAGGAAUAUAUUUAUUUUGGAUGAUGAAAGCAUCAAUAAUUACAUACUUAGUUAUAUUUGGGCUCUUGCCCAUUAUAUUUCAUUAUUCUUAUUCCUUACAAAAGAAAAUACUCUUUUUAAAUUUUGUACAUUGGCCACUUAAUGUGGACUUUUCAAAGCCAGAGUCAGUUGGAAUGAAAGGUACAAGGAACUUUUAUCUAAUAACUGAUCAAGAAGUAAAAAUCGGAGUAUGGCAAGUUCUACCUCAAUCAUUAUUAAAUGAUUCUACUAUUAUAACUGAUAAUGAUUAUGAGAAUGUAUUGAGUAAUACAAAACAACCUGUCUUUCUUUAUAUGCAUGGUAAUAGUGGAAAUAGAGCAAGUGGUCAUCGCUUAGAAUUAUAUAAACUUUUUCAAUCAUUAGAUUAUCAUGUUAUAAGUUUUGAUUAUAGAGGUUACGGUGACAGCGAAGUAGUAGAACUUUCAGAAGUAGGAGUAGUCGAAGAUAGUAAAUAUGCAUUAGAAUGGGUGUUGAAAAAAGUCAAUGGAUCAUCUCCUGUUUUUGUAUGGGGCCAUUCUUUAGGCACUGGUGUCUCCAUUCACGUAUUAGCAUUAUUGGCACAAGAAAAUAUUCAGCCAGCAGGUUUGUUCUUGGAAGCACCAUUUAAUAAUAUCGCAGAAGAAUUAAGCGUACAUCCAUUAGCACAGAUUUUUAAACAUUUACCAUGGUUUCAUUGGGUUAUUGUGGAACCAUUUUAUUAUAAUAAUCUUCGUUUCGAAUCAGAUGAGCACAUAAAAAAUGUUCAGUGUUCAAUUAUGAUAUUACAUGCAGAAGAUGAUAAUGUUAUACCAUUUUCCUUGGGUGAAAAAUUAUACAAAGCAGGUAUAAAUUAUCACGGUAAUGGUACCAAUCAAAUUCAAUUUACACGAAUAGAUUCGUCACAUGGUCUUGGGCAUAAAUAUAUAUGCCGCUAUGAAAAACUACCUAAUAUAAUUAGAUCAUUUGUAGCAGAGACAUGUAAAAAUCGGACUGACUAAAUUAUGAAUUGAAAAAAUAUUAUCAAGAUACAGUGGGGCCCCGAGUUACGUCCUUCUGAUUUACGUCCUUUCACAGUUACGUCGUCUUCAUGCAACACGGUAGUCAAUUGUUUUUAACCAAUAUUUCUUGCUCUACGUGCUUAGUUUUAACUGAAUCACUCUGAAAUUUACUUGAGUAAAGAAUUUUUAUGGGUAAAUAAUUUCAAAUUAUAUAUUUAUAUUAACAUACGUGCACAAGUGUAAUUAAUCGAGAGUUAAGAUCAUUAUUUAUAUAUGUGUAAUGGUAUUGUAGCAUCAGAUGUCCUCAUCUUUAAAUUAUAUUGUUAAAAAAAAAUACUAUAGGUUUAGAAACUAAAUCAGAGAUAAUAAAACUUUUUAAUAACGGAAUACAAGGUUUCCAAAUUAACUACAAAAUAAAUUUGUCAGAAACAACUAUAAGAGCAUUUCUUAAAGAUAAGGAACAUAUUUUGUUCCAAUAUUAUUUGUGAACAUCAUGUGUCUUCAAUUCUUCAUAAACAUUUGCUACAUUUAAUCUCUUCUAUUAUUUUUAUACAUUUUUAAGAAAAUGUAUAAUACAUACAUACAUGUUCACCCUUUGUACCCUGACUUACAUCACACACCCUGGAACCAAUUAGGACAUAAAUCUGGGGGCUCACUGUACCUGUAUUUUUAUAGUAUGUAUUAGUAGUCUCUUAUAAAUAAUAUAAAUUGGGCUUGAAAUGAAAUCAGUAAUUAAAAAUUUUGAAUGCUGUCUGUUUUUUCAUUACAUUUUAUUCUUUAAUACAUUAAAUAUUAUACUUUUUGGUAAACCUGUACUAAUUUGGAAGAUUAUAUAAUUUUUUAUGUCCGAACUUUGUGGAGUAUAAAGUAUUUAAGCACUAUUGUUCAGUAUUAAUCAAAGUUCAAGAGCAUGUAAAAUACGUUGAAACGUUAAUACAUUCACACUUAGUUAUAGUAAAGUAAAUUUUAUUUGAGGGCAUAAAUACGGAUAUUUAUA